AUGUCCUUCCACGUCAAAAGAACAGAAACCAAGCAUCAAGACCCUCUAAAGCAAUAUCGUGGCAUUCGAUCUACAACCUGGGCUACACCAGCUCCUGGUAAAAGCGUCCGCGAGAUCCAAAUCACACAUACGCCGACUGCGUUGCAGAAGAUUCCGGACAAUCUCAAUUACUUGACUCCGCCACCACACUGGCAUUGGUAUCAAGAUGAAUACUUCCACAUCAAAGAAGGCCGCUACAUCUUCACCCUCGAAGGCAUAACAACCACCCUCUCCGCCACCUCCCCUCAACCCAUCCACAUCCCCGCGCGCGCCCGGCACACCUUCAAAGUGGAUCCCACCCACUCCGGCCCCUGUACCAUCGAAAUCUCCACCACCAUUUCCCCACGCGGCGCGGACGACAGAUUCUUCCGCAACAUCUACUCCUACCUCGACGACUGCUAUGUGCAGAAUCUAUCGCCGAGUCUGCCGCAGUUGCUGUUGAUGCUGGAUGCGGCGGAGAUUAGUAUGGCGUUUCCCGGACCGGGGUGGAUUGCUCGGCCGGCGAGUUGGGUUUUUGGGGUCUUGGUGGGCAGGUGGCUGGGUGGGUUGUUGGGUUGUAGGGCUAGUUAUGAGGAGUAUUGGAGUGAGGAGGGGAGGAAGACGAAGUGA
This is a messenger RNA of Zymoseptoria tritici IPO323, 648 nucleotides long. RefSeq lists its product as uncharacterized. The record is from RefSeq and is a predicted model, not a curated record. The transcript has 3 exons. Lineage: Eukaryota; Fungi; Ascomycota; Dothideomycetes; Mycosphaerellales; Mycosphaerellaceae. The coding region runs from base 1 to 648 and encodes 215 amino acids.